AUGCAUCUUUUCCACGCCGCGGCCCUCUUCGCAGGCGCCGUCUCCGCCCAUUACAACUUCGAGUCCCUCAUUUAUGUCCGCAAGACCAAGAACGGAAACGGGCCCAUCCUGGCCGUAAACUCAACCGACAUCAUCUGCAACAACGGCGGCAUCGAUGACGACGUCAUGGCCACCACCGACACCUUCACCCUCGCCGCCGGGGACGCCGUCGGCUUCAAGAUGAACGAGUACAUCGGCCACCCCGGCCCGCUCGCCGUCUAUCUCAGCAGGGCGCCCGACACUGCCAAGGGAUACAAGGGCGACGGCGACUGGUUCAAGGUCUACCAGUCUUCACUGUCUAACAAGACAGUCGACCCUAUCCAGUGGGCGCCUUUCGUCGGCGGCGGCGUCCGCAACUUCACCUUCACCCUUCCCCCUGACCUUCCUGCUGGCGAGUACCUGAUGCGCGGCGAGCACAUCGCCCUGCACAGCGCGAGCCUGUACGAGGCCCAGUUCUGUAAGCCAAGAAAACAAGUCCCGACCCGCCCCGCCCCAAUCUUGUGCGCUCAGAUCAAAGUCACCGGCGCCGGCGCUGGAACCCCCGAACCCACUGUGAAAUUCCCCGGCGCAUACGACCCGCGCGACCCCGGCAUCCUCGUUAACAUGUACUGGCCGCCCCUCCGCCAGUACACGCCCCCCGGUCCAGCUGCCUGGCCCAAUGCCUGCGACGACAGCACCGUCAACGUCCUCAACGACCAGCCCGGCGACGGCGACUGCACCCCACUUGAGGACUCCGCCAAAGGCGACCCCGUCUCCUCCGUUGCGCCUCCCGCUCUUCCAGAGAGUCCGCUCGCACCAAGCGACCCGGCAUCCGCCCCAGCGUCUAACCCUACACCGGUUUUGCCUCCAUGUCAAAGGAAGCGCGCCUUUGGCAGAGAGCGCCGCGCGAGGCAAGUGACAUAG
This is a messenger RNA of Colletotrichum higginsianum IMI 349063, 942 nucleotides long. Its product is annotated as Cellulose-growth-specific protein. Lineage: Eukaryota; Fungi; Ascomycota; Sordariomycetes; Glomerellales; Glomerellaceae. The record is from RefSeq and is a predicted model, not a curated record. The transcript has 4 exons. The coding region runs from base 1 to 942 and encodes 313 amino acids.